Messenger RNA from Naumovozyma castellii, 1083 nucleotides. RefSeq names its product fructose-bisphosphate aldolase FBA1 (gene FBA1). The transcript has a single exon. The record is from RefSeq and is a predicted model, not a curated record. The coding region runs from base 1 to 1083 and encodes 360 amino acids. NCBI's taxonomy places the organism in Eukaryota, Fungi, Ascomycota, Saccharomycetes, Saccharomycetales, Saccharomycetaceae.
AUGGGUAUUUUAGACGUUAUCAAGAGAAAGGAAGGUGUUAUUGUCGGUGACGAUGUCAGAGCUUUGUUCACUUACGCUAGAGAACACAAGUUCGCCAUCCCAGCUAUCAACGUUACUUCUUCUUCUACCGUUGUUGCUGCUUUGGAAGCUGCUCGUGACAACAAGUGUCCAAUCAUCUUGCAAACCUCUAACGGUGGUGCUGCCUACUUUGCCGGUAAGGGUGUCUCCAACGAUGGUCAAAACGCCUCCAUCAGAGGUUCCAUCGCUGCCGCUCACUACAUCAGAUCUAUUGCUUCUGCUUACGGUAUUCCAGUCGUCUUACACUCUGACCAUUGUGCCAAGAAAUUGUUGCCAUGGUUCGAUGGUAUGUUGGAAGCUGAUGAAGCUUACUUCAAGCAAACUGGUGAACCUUUGUUCUCUUCCCAUAUGUUGGAUCUUUCCGAAGAAUCCGAUGAAGAAAACAUCGGUACCUGUGUUAAGUACUUCAAGAGAAUGGCCGCUAUGGGUCAAUGGUUAGAAAUGGAAAUCGGUAUCACCGGUGGUGAAGAAGAUGGUGUUAACAACGAAUCCGUCGAAAAGGAUGACUUGUACACCAAGGCUGAACAAGUUUACGCUGUUCACGAAGCUUUGGCCCCAAUCUCUCCAAACUUCUCCAUUGCUGCUGCUUUCGGUAACGUUCACGGUGUCUACGCUGGUACCAUGGAAUUGAAGCCAGAAAUCUUGGCUGAACAUCAAGCUUACGCUGCUGCUAAGUUGGGUGCUCCAAAGGGUACCAAGCCAUUGUACUUGGUUUUCCACGGUGGUUCCGGUUCUACCGACCAACAAUUCCACACUGGUAUUGACAACGGUGUUGUCAAGGUCAAUUUGGAUACUGACUGUCAAUACGCUUACUUGAAGGGUAUCAGAGACUACGUCUUGAACAAGAAGGACUACAUCAUGUCUAUGGUUGGUAACCCAACUGGUGCUGAAGCUCCAAACAAGAAGUACUUCGACCCAAGAGUCUGGGUUAGAGAAGGUGAAAAGACCAUGUCUGAAAGAAUUGCUCACGCUUUCGAAGUUUUCAGAACUCAAAACACUUUAUAA